GGAGAUUACCACUGCCCGACUUACAUAUCGAAGGACAUGGUGUCUGUAAACACCGUGACCAAAGACGCAUUUAAACGUUUGCUACGCACAAUGGAUAAGAGGUAUGUUCUGCCCUCCCGCACAUACUUCAAUCAAGUUGCCAUCCCACAGCUCUACGCAGAAUGUAAUGCCAAAGUUGUAAAUGAGCUGGAAAACACGGAGUUUUAUGCGUCAACUACUGAUCUGUGGUCAAGCAGAACGACCGAGCCCUACAUGAGUUUGACCGUGCAUUUCGUCAACGCCAACUUCGAGUUGUGUAGCCGCUGCCUGCAGACAGCAUACUUCCCCACUGACCAUACCGGGGAGAAUAUUGCCAUGGGGCUGAAGGAGUGCUUGGCCAACUGGGGUCUAAAAGAAGAGGCCCAGACGUGCAUAACAACAGACAACGCUUCAAAUAUGGUCAAAGCAAUGGGACUUAACCAAUGGACCAGACUGCAGUGCUUUGGACACAGGCUGCAUCUUGCAAUUGAAAAUGCUGUCAAAGAUGAGCAAAGAAUCAAACGGGCCACAGGACUUUGCAAGCAGCUGGUUGCGGUCUUCACUCACAGCUGGAAGAAGAAGGCGGCACUAAAACAGGCACAGCAAGACUUGAACCUACCUCAACAGUCACUGGUCACUGAAUGUCCGACACGAUGGGGCUCCGGGCAGAAAAUGAUUGGGAGGGUGUUGGAGCAGAGCAAGGCACUGUGCCAGGUUCUGUCUGAAGACAGGAAGACGCGGCACCUGGUCCCCACUUGGCAAGACACAGAUGUCCUUGAAUCUGUAAACAAUGCCCUCGGUCCUCCUCAGGAGUUCAAAGACGCCCUCUCAGGUGAGGACUACGUAAGCGUGUCAUACCUGAAGCCAGUGCUCCAUCUCCUCAGAACAGCAACGCUUGCUGAAACUGACCAGGACACGAAUCUCACCAAGGAGAUCAAAUCAAGAGCUCUCCACUACAUUGAAGAGAAAUACAGCGACCCAGUGACACAGGAGCUCUUGGACAUCACAUCCUUCCUUGAUCCAAGAUUCAAGAAGAGCUACAUAAGUGAAGAGAAUGUCCCAUACAUCAAAGACAGAGUGAAGAUGGAAAUGGAACAGGUGGCACAAAAGUUGUGUGUCACAACCCAUCCCAUGCCCCUGAGUGCAGAAGAAGAACCACCAUCCACCUCUACAAAGCGAAAGCGGUCACUGGGCAGCUUUUUCAAGACCAAGGCGGUCCCUGCUUCCUCUACUGUGCAGUUGGAGGAUACCAUUAAAGCAGAACUGGACAACUACCUCAUAACUCCUACCAUUGAUGGAGAGCAAGAUCCACUGGCCUGGUGGAGAGUGCACAAUGUCAACUUCCCAUGGCUUAGCAAGUUGGCUCGUAAGUACCUUUGCAUACCAGCAACGAGUGCACCAUCAGAGAGACUGUUCAGUGCCAGUGGCAAUAUUGUCACAUGUCAGCGUGCAAGUCUGAAGCCAGCAAAGGUUGACAUGUUGGUUUUCUUGGCCAAAAAUCUGGGGAAGGGGAAGAUUUAUUGAUUUUUGUUGUUGUUCUUCUGCACCUUACCCUGACAUGUCUUUGUUCCAUUAAAAAAGGUGUUCACUCUUUUUUACUUAUCUUUUGUUUACCGACUAGAUGUUAAAUAAUUUAACCAGUUGGACAUCUUUUGUUGAUGAGGAAACUGUAGGGUCAUUUAAACUUUUUUAAUUAUUAUUAUUUAUUUUUACUACCUUUACAUUUCACUUCCUCUUGCCACUUUAUUUGAAGAAGAAGCACAGGUUUCUGAAUACACGGGUUGAAUAUCUGUAACUGCUGCUGAUGUUGAGGUUCAUAAGCUAGCUCCUUUGAGCCAUUUUGCACUACUUUUAAGGUAAGACUUCUUUUUUUUGCUCCACUUUGUUGUUACACUGAAACUUGUUUCAAUAAAAAAAAUCGUGGUUGAAAUCGAAAUCGCAAUCUCUGCCAGAAAAAUCGCAAUUUCAAUUUUUUCUUAAAAUCGUUCAGC
Molecule: messenger RNA, 2009 nt
Organism: Eleginops maclovinus (Patagonian blennie)
Lineage: Eukaryota; Metazoa; Chordata; Actinopteri; Perciformes; Eleginopidae
Product: E3 SUMO-protein ligase ZBED1-like
Exons: 3
Coding region: 37-1542 (501 amino acids)
Molecular function (GO): protein dimerization activity
Source: RefSeq, a predicted model, not a curated record